Messenger RNA from Clarias gariepinus (North African catfish), 2352 nucleotides. RefSeq names its product interferon-induced protein 44-like. The coding region runs from base 88 to 1737 and encodes 549 amino acids. The transcript has 14 exons. The record is from RefSeq and is a predicted model, not a curated record. NCBI's taxonomy places the organism in Eukaryota, Metazoa, Chordata, Actinopteri, Siluriformes, Clariidae.
UCCUUACAAAAGGACAUUUGUAAGGGACUGUACACUCUACCACUCUCCAUACUCCUGCCUUGCAGAUCAAAGGAGAGUAAUCACAUCAUGGGUGGAGAUAAUUCAACUUUUGAAAAGCCAUGGAGGCCAGUAAAUUGGAGAUUAAGUGAAAGAGAUGCAAUGCUACGGAGACUGAGGGACUUUCAGUCAAACAAAAAUGUUGACCAUCUCAGGAUUUUGGUUGUUGGACCAGCAGGAGCCGGGAAGUCUGCCUUUAUCACCUCAGUUAAUACUGUCUUUCAAGGCCACAGUACUUACCUUGCUUGUUCACUCACUGGUGGUUCGAGCGCCACCCUUAAGCACACCGUCUACAAGCUGAACAAAGGCACAGAGGGAUCUUUCUUUCCGUUUGUCUUCGGUGACACAAUGGGUUUCGAAACAGGUUCAGAUGGUGCAAAAACAGAUGAAAUUGUUAAAAUUCUGCAUGGGCACAUACCAGAUGGACACACAUUUAAUACUUUGGAGGAGCUGACUGCUGACAGCAGUGACUAUAAUAGAACACCAGAUCUACAUGACAAGUUUCACUGUCUGGUGUUUGUCGUCCCAGCAAGCAACAUUGCCCAACUGCCAGAUAACAUCAUUGCUAAAAUUAAAGAAAUUCAGAAAAAAGCACGCAAAUUAGGGAUUCCUCAAGUUGUCAUCAUGUCCAAGGUGGAUGAAGCAUGUUCACAAGUAAAAGAGAACCUGCAAAUGAUCUACAGGAGCAAGAAAAUCAAAGAAGAGAUGGAGAAAUGUAGCAUCAAACUGGGUGUUCCAAUGAAUUACAUCUUACCUGUGAAGAACUACCAUGAGGAAAUCACCAACAACAAUGAGAUAGAUAUCCUACUUCUCAUGGCUGUGACAACUAUUGUGAAUUUUGCCAAUGAGUUUGUGAAAGCCUCUGGACAGCCAUGGAGGCCAGUGACUUGGAGUGACAAAGAUGCAAUGCUACAGACACUGAGGGACUUUCAGUCAAACCGAAGGGUUAACCAUCUCAGGAUUUUGGUUGUUGGACCAGCAGGCUCCGGGAAGUCUGCCUUCAUCACCUCAGUUAAUACAGUCCUUCAAGGCCGCAAUACUUACCUCGCUCAUUCACUCACUGGUGGUUCCAGCGCCACCCACAAGUACACCGUCUACAAACUGAACAAAGGCACAGAGGGAUCUUUCUUUCCGUUUGUUUUCGGUGACACAAUGGGUCUCGAAACAGGUUCAGAUGGUGCAAAAACAGAUGAAAUUGUUAAAAUUCUGCAUGGGCACAUACCAGAGGGAUUCACAUUUAAUGCUUUGGAGGAGCUGACUGCUGACAGCAAUGACUAUAAUAGAUCACCAGCUCUACAUGACAAGAUUCACUGUCUGGUGUUUGUCGUCCCAGCAAGCAAGAUUGCCCAACUACCUAAUGACAUCAUUGCUAAAAUAAAAGAAAUUCAGAAAUGCGCACGCGAAUUAGAGAUUCCUGAAGUUGUUAUCAUGUCCAAGGUGGAUGAAGCAUGUUCACAAGUUAAAGAGAACCUGCAAAUGAUCUACAGAAGCAAGAAAAUCAAAGAAGGGAUGGAGAAAUGUAGCAUCAAACUGGGUGUUCCAGUAAAAUACAUCUUACCUGUAAAGAACUACCAUGAGGAAAUCACCAACAACAAUGAGAUAGAUAUCCUGCUUCUCAUGGCUGUGACAACUAUUGUGAAUUUUGCCAAUGACUUUGUGAAAAGAAUUAUUGAAAACUAAUGUAAAAAAAAAGAAAAAAGAAAAUCUUAAUGUUUAAGAGUGGGUAGAACCCAGCACAAGGGGUUUAAAGUUGAGUGAAUUAGAUUUGCACACCAAACACACACACAUAAGAGUACACAAGAGUACCUACAGGAUUCAUCUACUUGCAUGCAUUAAAAAUGCUUUAAAAAAUUGUAUUAUAUAGUGCUAAUGCACACCGCUAAUGUACAAAGAAUAUAGUUCUGUUUGAAGAAAGUUUAAUCUUCUUUUCUGCUUUAUCAUAAUAAAUAAAUAAUAAGCUUUUCAACUGAAUAAAAGCAAUGCUAAACAAAUACAAACAGAAACAUAAAAAAAGGAAUGCGCAUAUUAAUGUGCAAUUAACCAUCACUAUGUUAACCAACAUAAACUAAAAUGGUAGCAUGCUUUAAUCAAUAGCGCAUGAGGAUAAUUUGUGUGAACGUGUUACUUGAUAUGACAUUGCAGUUACAUAACCAGGUAGUUUCUAAAAGUUCCAACAGCUAGUUCUUUCUCACUCUCUCCGAACAUAUGCUCACAGGAGAUCCUUGUGCUUGAUCGUGUAUUCCUGUUGCAGGCUGUCUUUGUGCAUGUUUACAAUAAACCUUCUCCUGUAUUACU